Molecule: messenger RNA, 6842 nt
Organism: Chinchilla lanigera (long-tailed chinchilla)
Lineage: Eukaryota; Metazoa; Chordata; Mammalia; Rodentia; Chinchillidae
Gene: St3gal6
Product: ST3 beta-galactoside alpha-2,3-sialyltransferase 6
Biological process (GO): glycolipid biosynthetic process
Molecular function (GO): beta-galactoside alpha-2,3-sialyltransferase activity
Source: RefSeq, a predicted model, not a curated record
CAGGUUCGUGAAUUAUCUCUGUAUGACCCUAGAGUUACCUAAUUUAUCUGAACCUGACUUUUCUUAUCUGCAAACUUGCAGUUAGGUUCACAGCACAGUUCUGAUAAUGAUUAAAAAGAAAAUUUAUUGCUUUGAUAAGCUUUCCCUUUGCUGGGACACAAUAGCUGGCACCCACGAUUUAAAGGAGGAGAGAUGUGUUUUGGCUGCUAGCUUCAGGGGAUUCAGGCCAUGAUCCGUUUGCUCCAAAGCAGAAAUGUCAUAGCGGGAAGUCAUGGCAGAGCAAAGAUGCUUAGUUCAGGGUGGUCAGGAAGUAGAGCAGAGGAACAGUGGUUAAGAGGCACGGUCGAGAACCAAAUAAGGGGCCUAAGGUCACAGCCACAGCAGAACUGCUUUACCGUUCACACGAGGCGCUCCCAAACCAUACGAGUUGACGCAGGCUUAUCCGCUGCGUUCUACCCCUUGUCAGUUUGACACCCAAACACGUGUCUUUAAACCACGCUCAGUCUCUACUCACAGUACCACAUGAAUAAUUCCACCUAGUGUGUCACAGCUGUUCUGCGUACAACUGGCAGUGCGAUAAUUCCUCCUCAGAUUCUCAACGGUUCCACCAUUUUCAAAGUCCAAGUCAAAGUCUCUUGAGAUUCAAGGUAAAUUCAGCUCUGAACCUUUGUACUGCAAGGUACAAUGGCACAGAGUAAACAUUCCCACUGCCAAGCGGGGAACAGAAGGAUAGAAAAGAAUUGGGCCAAAGGAAGGCUGAAACCCAGCAGGGCAGACAUUCAGUCCUUUAACUUCAUGCCCAGCAGCAGAAGCAUGUGGCGGUAAGAUGUGAGUUAUAAAGGGCUUGGGUGGCCCCAUCCUACGGCCUUGCCAGUUGGAGCACACACAGCCUGUCUCUGGGCUGACUCCACUCAGCUUGCAGCUUUCCUUGGUGGCUACUCCACAUUUUUGGCAUUUCUGACUUCCUAGUGUCUCCACUGUACCUUUGGCUUUAUUCCCACAGCUUUACAUGCUGCCCUGUCACUGACCUCCCAGACCUUCCUCUGAAUCUGGGCAGAACCCUCUUUGUUCCUACAACUCUUGCAUUCUGCUUAGCAGUAAAACCAGCAUCAGCCACAUGGAUAGUAGCUAGAUCUGUCACCAGCACUGGCAGUAGCCCCCUUUGAACUGUGGCAACAACAGCCUUUGAGUGUCUGGAUGGCUAAGCGUGGUGAAAGGAUCCAUGGGAAGUCAGUUCCCCAUGCAGCCCUUCUUGAAUGAAGGGUCCAGGGCUUCUCUUCUCAAAUGAAAGGUUCAUACUUUUGCAUUUGCGAGGCAGAGGUGGGGUUUUAGUGCUUCCUGAGAUGGCAUCAAGGCAUUUAUCUUCUUCCUUUAUAGAGUGCUUAUUUUCUUUUUCAUGGUGUAAUCUCAUCUGCAGUCACACCUUCUUUGGCCCUAAUUUUACAUGUAGUUCCUUUUAGACCAAAAUUUAAGUUUUAUAAAUAUUUCUGCUCUGUAUUUUGCCCCACAUUCUCACUGUAAAUCUGGCCAAAAGCAGCCAGCAAUACCCAUGCCACAGCCUGAAUGCUGGGUUGCUUUGACAUUUCUUCUGUCAGAUCAGUUAGUGAAUUGCCCUUAAUCUCAUUGUCCUGCAAGGUCUCGUGACAUGGGUACAGUGUCAACAAAUGUUCUGUCAGAAUGUAACACAUGGUCUCCAGCCCUGUUGCUAUCAUCUUUAAUCUCAGUUUCCUGUAAUUCUCAGUACCGGGCAAAAUGUAGACCAAUAAUUCUGUCGGUGUAACACACGUAGCUCUAGCCCAGUUGGUGAUGAAAUGCCCAUUCCCUGUUGAAGCCUCCUGAGCCUCUCUCUACUGUCCACAUAGCAGCAUUCUUGUGUAAGAGUCAGACAAGACUCACCCAUCAGGCUCUACUUACAGCUUUCUCAGGUUUCUCUGCCCUGCUUCUCCAAACUUCUCCAAGCCCCUCCCAUAAGCCAGUUCCAAGGGCUUCUGAAACCCAUGGCCAGAUAGUCAUUGCAGCAGCCCCAACUUUUCAGUAUCUAUUUUCUGUAUUUAUCAGCUUUCUUGCAGCUGAGUCACGAUACCCAACACCCACAGCUUACAGGAGAAAGGAAUGAAGUUGGCUCAUGGUUACAGUGACUGUCUAUGGCUCCAAGACAGAAACAUUCUAAGGGAAGGGCAUAGCGUAGUAAAGAUGCUCAGUUCAUGGUGGCUGUGAAGCAGAGCAGUGGAACAGUGCCAGGAGGCAGGGUUGAGGGACUAGAUACAGAUCCUAAGACCGACCUCCAUGACCCACCAAGCCACACUCAGAAGUGUGCUUCACUGAAUUCCAGGGCAGGUCCCAAGCCAGCAAGUUGACACAAUCAAGUUUAACCACCACACCAACAUACAUGGUUCAGCGUAGUUGCUGCCAGAUAUUAAACAUUUAAUUAGUGUUAUCUGCUGUUACUAUAGCUUUUCUUCCUCAGUUAACUCUUACCUUCAGAAAGCCUUUCUGAUGUAUAUAGCUCUAAUUUUUCUCAUCUGUUUUCUUUUACCACUUGAUUUUAUUUUGGACUACAUAUAUGUCCCAAUGUGGUUGUAUUUAAUUAGUCUUUAGUGAACAACAGUAAGUAUUUGGAUACCUGUCCUGUGCUAGACACUGCACGGUUGUGUAGAGCAGCAGAGUGAUGCUGUGCCUGCAUGUGAGAGAGUGUGUAUGUGUGUGCAUACAUGUUUGGGGGUGGGGGAAGAAAAGUCUGUUGGUUGGAUAAGACUAGGAAUUUUUCAAAAUAAACCAUGGUUAAAGAAUAAAAACUACACUCUCCAGAUAUGCAUUUAAACAGCAUGUAGUUUAAAGGUUUUGUUGUUUAAAAAUAUGCUGGUUAUAGUUAAACCUAUUCUUGAAACAGCUGUAUGUAUAUAUUUUUUCCUGGACACUUUCUCAGAUACAGGAUAGAGAUAGAAAGGCUGUCCUCCUUUGAGAACAGAAUCCCAUUAAGAAGGUUGAUGGGAGAAAGGAGGGUAGGGGUGGCAUUCCAGGCUACAGGAACAAGUGAUCAGAGGCACUGAAGUGUGAAAUAGUGCUGAGUAGGACUGAGAACUGCUCAGUUUGUUGUUAUUAGAGCAUAAUAUUUACAGUCAAACAUGUCAGCAGAUGAGGAAGGAGAGGCUGUAGGAGUUAGCUCUAUCAAAAUUAAGGCUUAUGGAUUAUUUAUUUUUCUAAAAACUCCACAUGUAGGUCCAUAUAGGCAAUUUAUCGUGGGCAGAUUCUGCAUGGUACUUCUAAAAAUGGAUUUGGUCCUUACGUAUGACACGUAGUACAUCUCCUUCAGUUGCUUUUCUCAUAAGAAAAUGGUAAAAAUACUGGUUAAGACAAGGUCUAAUUGGUAAUUAGCUCUCAUUGAAAGUUUAAAAACAGAAAUGUUAAGUAUUAUUUUCAAAAUAUCGUUUGCAACUUCUGAGGCAGGGGAAUCCAAAGGAAACGGGGCUUUGACAAGAUGGAGUCAGCCAGUGAGAACUGUCAAGGGGACCACUACACAUUUUGAUUUUGAAACUUCCAGUGCCCUCCUAAGGAAUUUUAUACAAUAGAAGGCCAAAUGCGUCUAUUUGCAGAUUCAUUUUGUACAUACAUAUUUCAUCAUUUAUAUGUCAAUUUUUAUCAGUAUUUGGCUUGUACUUAUUAGCAUUACAGUUAAAUUUUGACUUCUUUUCUGCCCCUUGUUUUGAUGUUUUAAUACAUUCUCCAUAGUUUACAUAAUGUUGGAUGUUAAGUUUAUGAGUUAUACUUAAUUCUGCCAAACCUUGUAUCUAGUCUUUACUUCCGAAAUAUGAUUUAUAUUAGGUCUUAGUAUUUCCCAGUUGCUUUUCACUCUGUCUUUUGAUGGUUUCUUUUCCUUGGAAAUUAAGCAACAGGACACAACACAAGUCUUUAAGCUCUUAAAGCUUAAAAUUCCCAGGGAAGAAUUAGAUGUGAAAGAAAAAAGCAGUGGAACUUACACAAACUAUAAUUAACCUGAAAAGAGAAUGCAGGUGAAAGAUCUGCAAGAAGGCUAUGGAGGCAAAGAACAAAGAAGAUUGUCUCACUAUAUUUCCAGCACUGUGUAGGGCAGAAUAUACCUUUAUUGUGGGCCUGUGCUUAUCAGAUAACUUUAUAAUUACUGCUCAUGUAUUUGCCUAUAAAAAUUAUUAUUUAGCUCAUUCAAGAGUAUAGACCCCUUGGUAUUUAUAUUCUUCUUGUAAGUGAAUUUUUUUGACAUUUCUAGUUAUGAAACAGCCUCCUUGGAGUUGCGCUUCUCAGGUGAACUGGCCGUGUAAGUAAGUGCCUGAACCAGGCUGAGCUGCUGACUCGCAGUUAUGUGACUCCCUGCAGAUGACGCCCUCUCCAAAGUCCUGCUUGGGCUGCGAAGACCUCUGUUUCUUGGAAAGCUUUUUCUUUUCUAGUGUUUCAUAAAGGUUUUAUGAAACUAUGUCAGUGUAUUAGGCAGCAUUCACAUCACUGGGUACAGUACCCAAUGCAUACGAUUUAAAAGAGGAGAGGUUUAAUUUGGCUCCGUGUUUCAGGAAAGUCAGUCCAUGGUUGGCUGGCCCUAAGGCAGGAACCAGCGCGGCAGAAGCACAUGGCAGAGCAAAGAUGCUUAGUUCAUGGUAGCAGGGAAGCAGAGCAGGGCAACAGUGUUAGAAAGGAAUGGGCUAAGGACCAUACGUAGUACCCAACAUUAUGUCUCCAUGACCCACUCAGACAUACAUGUUAGUGUGCAUUAUUAAUCUACUGUUUCUUAAUCCAGUGCAGGUGGCAAAUCAUGACUAACAGUCACAGACACACAAGUCAGCACACAAACCAUAUGACUGUACUGCAAUAAAUUUCCUCACAGUAAACAUACCCAGGCCUCUUUCAACUUCUAGUUCCGGGUGUUUAUACUGGAGAAAUAUUUUGAUCUUUGGGGAGAGAACUUCAGUACUGGGAAUCGAUCUCAUGACCUCGCGCUUGCCAGGCAGGCUCUGUGCCGCUGAGCGAAAUCCCCAGCCCCCGACAUAGGGAAAUUCUUCGUUGAAUAAAUCAGCAAAGAUACCCAAAAGCAUUUGCAAGUGAAGGAAUAGCACAACCCUGAUCUUGGAUUAUUUCUAGUAGAGAGGACUCAACAGUUCAGCAGACAUCCUCUUGAACUUCCAAGUCUGGUCCCUCCAUUCUUCACCUUCAGAAACAGAGGGCCUUUGAGAAAUAAAUUCCUAAAAGUGCAGUGAGCACACCCAUUUUCAGAGGGAAGACUUGGUCAUCUGUUUUGGCAAUGAGAGCUUGGAUUCGUUAGAUGAAUAGAUCUGUCUACAUAUGCUCAGAAUGCAAUCUGGUGAAAGUACCAGCUUUCUUGACAGACUGAAAGAGAAGGGUGUGUGUGGCUGCAUAUCAUUGCAUUCGCUGAAGGAUUGGGGUGGACGAGCCAUGAGAGGCUACCUUGUGGCCAUGUUCCUGAGCGCUGUCUUCCUCUAUUAUGUGUUGCACUGUAUAUUAUGGGGAACAAAUGUUUAUUGGGUACCACCUCUGGAAAUGAAGCAGAGAUAUAAGAUCCAGCCUUGUUUAUCAAAGCCAGCUUUUGCCUCUCUUCUAAGGUUUCCUCACUUUCACCCUUUUCUGUGUACAGCUGAUUUUAAAAAGAUUGCUUCCAUUUCUGGUAGCAAUAAAUUCUAUUUGCCCUAUGGGAUAAAAACAUCAGCGGAAUAUUUUCGACUUGCUCUUUCAAAACUUCAGAGUUGUGAUCUCUUCGAUGAGUUUGACAAUGAACCAUGUAAAAAGUGUGUGGUGGUUGGUAAUGGAGGAAUUUUGAAGAAUAAGACAUUAGGAGAGAAAAUUGACUCCUAUGAUGUGAUAAUAAGAAUGAACAGUGGUCCUGUUCUAGGCCAUGAAGAGGAGGUCGGGAGAAGGACAACCUUCCGACUUUUUUAUCCAGAGUCUGUUUUUUCAGAUCCCAGUCACAAUGACCCUAAUGCUACGGCGAUACUCACUGUCUUUAAGCCUCUUGACUUAAAGUGGCUGGCAGAAUUGCUGACUGGUGGCAAAAUAAAUGCUAAUGGUUUUUGGAAGAAACCAGCCUUGAACUUGAUCUAUAAACCUUAUCAAAUUAGAAUAUUAGAUCCUUUCAUUGUCAGGACAGCAGCUUUAGACCUGCUUCAUUUUCCAAAAGUGUUUCCCAAAGAUCAGAAUGCGUAUCACAAUGUGACUGCGGAACAGCUCUUUUUAAAGGACAUUAUAGAAAAAAAUUUCGUGAUCAACUUGACAGAAGAUUGACCCUACAAGCUCAGAAGAUUAUACUGACAGUAUUUUAUUUUUAUACUGGAAUUUUUAGUUUAUUUUUAAAUAUGUUGGAUGGACUUGUCAAAUAAUUAUGUAUAUUAAAUCUGUUGCUGCCUGGUGAUUCAUAACCACCAGUUUAAUCUCUGUGAAUAUAUUUAUGAAAACCAAGAAAUGUUUAAUUAUCAGGGAAAAAAGUUUUGAUUACAUUGUGUUCUUCAGAUAAGUUUUUGAGGUCUUUUUUUUAAAAACAUCUUACAGUUAUUUCAUCUUAGACUUUUCAAAGAAUGUGAUUUCCGAAGCAGAGAGAAUUUACUGCAGUGUGACAUUCGGAGAAGUUAAUGUAAACAGGAGGUGUCCUGUGAUUACACCUUGCUGUAGCAAAGUGUAACCCCUGGGCUGUGGAAGUCAUACUACUUUAAUUCAGUUUCUUCCUUCUGUAGUUAAUUAACCAUGAAUGUGAUUAGUAAUAAUUUGGUAGAAGGAAGACAGUGUUUUUUGCUUUUAUUUUUUAAGUUAAAGGAAAUAGGCAAAACAUACAAUUUUGAAUGAGUAAAUGACUAAAUUCAAUUAUUAAA